GUGCGUAAGGCCGCUCUGGGCACGAGGGCACCCAUCUCGUUGGGCCCGCUUGGUGCUAGGAGCAGAUCCGGGGCAGAGGGAGGGGGGCGCUGGGUCAGGGGCCGCUGCUGCCGCUGCUGGGGAGUUCGCCCGCCAGCCCGCACGCCCGCGGUUCGCGGGCCCUGCUGGUCACGAUCAUAUCAGCCAUUGGCUUGCCCUUGAACGUAGUCAACUGAAAGCGACUUGGAAAGUUUCUUCAGGAUGCCUGCAGCACUGGUGGAGAAUAGCCAGGUUAUCUGUGAAGUCUGGGCCAGCAAUCUAGAAGAAGAGAUGAGGAAGAUCCGAGAGAUUGUGCUCAGUUACAGUUACAUUGCCAUGGACACAGAAUUUCCAGGUGUUGUGGUGCGACCAAUUGGUGAAUUUCGUAGUUCCAUAGAUUACCAGUAUCAGCUUUUACGGUGCAAUGUUGACCUUUUAAAAAUUAUCCAACUGGGCCUUACAUUCACGAAUGAGAAGGGAGAAUAUCCUUCUGGAAUCAACACUUGGCAGUUCAACUUCAAAUUCAACCUUACAGAGGACAUGUACUCCCAGGAUUCCAUAGAUCUCCUUGCUAACUCAGGACUGCAAUUUCAGAAGCAUGAAGAGGAAGGGAUCGACACAUUGCACUUUGCAGAGCUGCUUAUGACAUCAGGGGUAGUUCUCUGUGACAACGUCAAAUGGCUUUCGUUUCACAGUGGCUAUGAUUUUGGCUACAUGGUAAAGUUACUUACAGAUUCUCGUUUGCCAGAAGAGGAGCAUGAAUUCUUUCAUAUUCUGAACCUUUUCUUCCCAUCCAUUUAUGAUGUGAAAUACCUGAUGAAGAGUUGCAAAAAUCUUAAGGGAGGUCUUCAGGAAGUUGCUGAUCAGUUGGAUUUGCAGAGAAUUGGAAGGCAGCACCAGGCAGGCUCAGACUCACUGCUGACGGGAAUGGCAUUCUUCAGGAUGAAAGAGUUGUUUUUUGAGGACAGUAUUGAUGAUGCCAAGUACUGUGGGCGGCUCUAUGGCCUAGGAACAGGAGUGGCUCAGAAGCAGAAUGAGGAUGUGGACUCUGCCCAGGAGAAGAUGAGCAUCCUGGCGAUCAUCAACAACAUGCAGCAGUGAUGGCGACAAGGCUCUGUGGGAUGGGCCCGAUCCCAGAGUGGUGCUUAUUGUGCUGACUGUGUAUAUUUAUCUUCCUCCCCAAGAGAAAACGCUUCUUUUGAGCAAACUGUACCUACCAUCUGCAUUGAGCAGAAAGACUUUUGUUUUACUGAAGACAAAAGAUGUCUUUAUUUUAGAUCCAGAAGAGGGGAGUUUGCUCUGAAUUUGUAAACAAGUCUUCCCUAUUCCUCAUCCCCAAGCCUCUCCUCUCCAGUUGCCUCCUUCCUGCCACCAGCAUCCAGGGCGCAUUUGACAUCUUUUUAAAUAUCCAGGACCAGUGAGAAACAAACUAGUAAAAUGUAUAUAACUCUUACCUGUUGUCAUUCUUUUUCUUUUAAAUUUUUUGCUAAUCUCUGAGGAUGAAGACUUCUUGCUAUGAUUCUCAGCCGAGCUGAGGGCUUCCAGGGAAAGUGGAACAAAAUGAUGUUUGUGUGAAGUGGCUUAUAGAUGUUGAAUCUUUCCCUCCCUUCCUUGCCUUUUCCUGACCUUUCUUGAGGGCAUUUGCUUUCCUCACACUUUGUUAGUCUUUCUUUAUGUACUGUUAUAUGGAAAUGAAUUACUCAGUGCUGAAAUUUGAAGACCAGAUAAUGAAAAUUUUCCUUAAAAACAAAAUACUGAUCUGUCUUCCCUUCAUUCACGAGGCACUCCAGAAUGGCUAUUAAGUUAAACAUUUAAAUAUCUUUAAGUCUGUGUUCCGUUGUGCUGCUGAGAUUUGCUGUCACAUGUGCAUCAUUUGAAAUCAUUUUAAGUUUUCAUAUAAUAAAAUAUCCUGGAUUUGAUCCUGAAGGAAAUUAGUAAAAUCAGAUUUUUGGAUCCUAAGUCUGUUGUGUUUUCAGAUGGUCAUCUGUAUUUUCCCACCUCUCUUCCCUGUUUUCCCUGCUUUUCCUUUCAGCAAACUUGAGGAGAAGUUAGGGAGAUGGAUUAGUGUGAGUUCCAGGAAUGUCUUUAAAAAGUUAUAGUGGUUACAUGUAAACAGGGCAGGAAGGAAUUUGGUUUAUAGAGUUUUCUUGUAGUAAUAUCCCACAACUAGGGUAGGAAGCUCAGGACUAUGAUUCCCUUUUUGUUUUUUUUAACUAGUCAUUUAAAAAAUACACCCUUUCCUUUUUUUGAAUGAAUAUAAUGUGGAUAAUUUCAAAAAAACCAAAAACCCCUUUGGAAUAGUGGAAAUGAAACUGGUUAACUCACUGAAGUGGAUGAAUAGCCUUGCAUUUUAAAAGCUUAUGGAAAACUCACUUUGAAAUCAUUAAAAAAUGUCAAGUAUUAUAAGCUGGUAUUUAAAAUGCUUGUAAAUAAUAUUUAUGUUUUUAAUUUUGUAAAAUAAAGAUUUCUUUUUAACCACUG
Messenger RNA from Equus quagga, 2499 nucleotides. It is a transcript of the gene CNOT8, whose product is annotated as CCR4-NOT transcription complex subunit 8. The record is from RefSeq and is a predicted model, not a curated record. The coding region runs from base 241 to 1119 and encodes 292 amino acids. Gene Ontology annotation, cellular component: P-body; CCR4-NOT core complex; CCR4-NOT complex. The transcript is spliced from 7 exons. Gene Ontology annotation, molecular function: nucleic acid binding; poly(A)-specific ribonuclease activity. NCBI's taxonomy places the organism in Eukaryota, Metazoa, Chordata, Mammalia, Perissodactyla, Equidae.